This is a messenger RNA of Colletotrichum navitas, 910 nucleotides long. RefSeq lists its product as uncharacterized. The record is from RefSeq and is a predicted model, not a curated record. Lineage: Eukaryota; Fungi; Ascomycota; Sordariomycetes; Glomerellales; Glomerellaceae. The transcript has a single exon. Bases 184 to 537 code for a protein of 117 amino acids.
CCCAAAGGGGCGCUAGUAGCGCUCUGUGGAACGAAAGUUCCCGGUCCCAAUUACCGCACUCUUGAAGUAUAGCUCCAAGAAGAAAUAUAAAUACCAUUCGCCAAGACCUUACAGAGGUUGCAAACUGGAAAUGGUUACCUGAUCACUCGGCCUCCACGACUUGCAUUCAAAAUACUUAACGAAAUGAUCAGCGGCAUAAAACUAGCGAUUCUGGCCCUCGCAGGCACAGCCGCCGCGGUGCCACGCCCCGAGGCUCAGGCCACGCCAACCAAGCCGGGCGAAUGCACGACGACGACCACUUACCUUGACGCCGGCUUCACGGGCGACUGGAAACCAACAACCACCAUCACGGUCUACAACACGACUGUCACCGUCACGAAACCCACCGAUUGCCACGGCUGCAAUCACAUCACCUCAACCACGAAGCUCGCGCCCGGGUGGGGUGGUAUUGGACCGCAGAUCCCGCACGUCACCUACAUCAGUGCGACCGUGCCGACCACCGUCACCACCUUGGUGUGCGCCACGUCAACAGUCUAAACAGAUGAAUUACAGCACCCAUGAAAUUGGCACUGCGAGGAGUAUUGUAUUUUCGUUAUGGAUCUGUCCAACGGUUCGCCAUUGUGGUGGAAUCGGGGUUUAUUUUUAUUAUUGAUAUGAGGCGAUGAGAGCAUUGGGACUAUCUACGAUGGCUUAGGGGAUGAACAGACAUGGGUAAUAGCAAACGUUUUUGGCCACCUGAUAUUCGUCUGGCAGAAUUGGUUCGACGCAUCUAGAUAGUUGAAAUGAGAUAUAUUGGGCAUUCAAGAAUCGUUUUCGAAUUGUUUGCUGAGUACCGGACUGGUGGAACUAUUGGGCAUGAUUGACACGUCCUUAGAAUAUUUCUAUAUGUUCUAACAUCUUGGUAAACAUC